AUGGAUCAGUAUGUUGUCCAAAAAUCAUCUCCGCCUAAUGCACCGUUAGCCAACGGCAAACUACCCCCCAAGGGCAUACCACUGCCCCAUGCUCGUGUUGGUACUCAAGGGGAGUGGUCGACUGGUCUAUGCGACUGUUCUUCUGAUGUAUCAAAUUGUUGUGUAACAUGUUGGUGCCCGUGCAUAACAUUUGGUCAGAUUGCUGAGAUUACAAGUAGAGGAUCAACUUCUUGUGGAGCGAGUGGAACACUUUACACUCUUCUAGCCUUGGUUACGGGAUGUGCAUGCAUAUACUCUUGCUUUUAUCGUUCUAGGAUGAGAAAGCAAUACAUGCUGAUGAGAAAGCAAUACAUGCUGUCAGAGGAUCCGUGUGCGGAUUGUUUAGUUCAUUUUUGUUGUGAUAGUUGUGCAUUGUGCCAAGAGUAUCGGGAGCUCAAAAACCGUGGAUUUGAUAUGUCUCUUGGAUGGCAUGGAAAUAUGGAGAAACAGAAUCCUGGAAUUACUGUGGCACCAAACUUUCAAGGAGGAAUGAGUAGAUAA
Molecule: messenger RNA, 540 nt
Organism: Fraxinus pennsylvanica
Lineage: Eukaryota; Viridiplantae; Streptophyta; Magnoliopsida; Lamiales; Oleaceae
Source: the annotation of a GenBank genome assembly